AUGGAAAUAAAACCUGAGUUUAUAUUUAUCGGAAUUCUCAUACUCGUUCCGGCACAAUGGUUUUUAUCUCCAUCCGAAACUGGUCAUUUGAAAUAUCAUUUGAAUAGCCUGUUGUCUACUGUCAAAGAAUAUAUUCCAUCAUUUCUUAUGUCACAAAAGGAUCCAGAAGCAGAAGCGGCAGAGAGCAAAGCUAUGGAAGAGGAAAUGAACCCAGCUGGGAACGGAGCAUAUGGAAUGGGUCAGUAUAUUCGCCAACGUGCUCCAGAAGUUGAAUUUCGGGUCGGAGACGUUGUGUUUCAUCCGAAAUUGGAAUUUCGUGGAGUCAUUAUAGGAUGGGAUGAACAAGCAAUUGCUCCUGAAAAAUAUAUCAAAGUGGCACAUGGGGAUAACAAGCACUUCUCUACCCAACCGAAUUAUGCAGUUUUAAUUGAUACUCGUGACCGUUUCACCCCGCAAAUGUCAUAUAUUGUGCAAGAAAAUCUUCGAUUGGAAAAAGGAACAAUCUGGCAUCCACUAGUCGAUAAAUUCUUUGAAGGAUUCGAUGAGCAACGACAAAAAUACAUACUGCGUCCAAUCUACAAACAAUGGUAUCCGGAUGAUUAG
Molecule: messenger RNA, 603 nt
Organism: Caenorhabditis remanei
Lineage: Eukaryota; Metazoa; Nematoda; Chromadorea; Rhabditida; Rhabditidae
Exons: 5
Coding region: 1-603 (200 amino acids)
Molecular function (GO): DNA binding
Source: RefSeq, a predicted model, not a curated record